Cylicocyclus nassatus is the source of this 593-nucleotide messenger RNA. The record is from the annotation of a GenBank genome assembly. NCBI's taxonomy places the organism in Eukaryota, Metazoa, Nematoda, Chromadorea, Rhabditida, Strongylidae.
AUGGCAUUCAAGCAUUUUGCUCUAUUUUCUUUGUUCUUGGCAAGUGUGUUCUGCAGUGACCCAGUCCAACUUCACCCUGAAGAACAAUGCAUACUAAUCCGCAAGCUGCAGGAACUCUGGAAGAAAGACUUUGAGUAUAGACGUGAACUGCAAGAUAAUGCCACCGAUUAUCUGCUAAUGAGUAAUGAAAAUCUCAAGGAAGCACUCCGUCAUGGUAGAUACAAGAAAGAAAACAGUCGUAUAUUAGAUCUUGUGUAUUAUGAGCGCUGGGACCCUCGCGAGCACUUCCCAGAGGCUGCACAAUGGUGGUUCGCCGAUGAAGAUUCUCGGCUGAGCUGGAACAUACUGACUGAGGGGAGACGAAUGCGAUAUGCAUGGUAUUGAGAUCUUGCGCUAUGCAACCAGCGCACCAUUGCUUGUACUCGCUGUUUAUCAUCCUUACCCAUGAUGGAGCAUAUGACCUUUCGACUAACUCUUUAUGUAUCUCAGCACUAUGCAUUCAUGGAUUACGUGUGUACUACAUGUCACACAUUUCUAUGGGAAUUGGAAUCUAUCUAGUUUGUGUUCUGCUGCAAGACUACUGACCUUACGCC